AUGUCCUUCUCAAUCUCUUUCGGCGAUGCCUACCUCAUGGGCAAACUGGCCUUCAAGAUCGGCCAGGCCUUCACAAAGGGCAAGAAAUCUGCGCCGGCGGAGUUUCGCGAGGUCGAAUCUCAGCUCUACUCUCUGAGCGCAGCACUGAAUGCCUUUUCUACCGCCCGCGAGUCCAGCACAACAGCGCCUCUGAUCGUCGACCCAUCCGAGCUGCCAGACAAUGUGCCGGCGCACUUUGCCGAAAACCGAGAUAUCAUAUUGGGCAUGCUGCGUAGUUGCCAGGAGACGUUGAGCCACCUGGACGACCUAGUCAAAAAAUAUAGCAUCAUCACGAAACAGGUCGACUCGGCCGAGCCGCGGGCGAAACGAUGGAGCAAGGAGAUGCUGGCAGGCUGGAGGAAGGUGGCUUGGACGACCGAGGGUGGUGAUCUCGGUACCCUCAAGGCCAACCUCACGAUCCAGACGAACAGCCUCAACUUGAUUCUAGGCGUCGUCAUCAACUCUCAGGCCGAUCGUCUGCAAACCGACAUGGACCACAUUUCGACCAUGCUCGGGGACAUUCACGAGUGGUUCGUUGAAAACCUCAAAGGCAAGGCCGCAACGGCACUCGCUUCGACUUUUGGCGUCCAAGAUCCAUCGGUUGUCGGAGCAGCCGUCGUCGUUCCAGGAUCGGGGGAGGAUCAAUCGAGCAGUGCUUCUAAGCCCCUCUACUUUGAGCUUCAUGCACAGUCCGGCCAGAGCUCCAAUGUCAUCUGCGAGAAGGCGUCACUGACAGAAAAAGUCUCGCGGGCCUACUACAGCUCGUCUCUGAGAAAUCACCAGCUGUUUUCCUGCAACUGCUCUUCAUUCGCGGACAAUGUACACCGAUCGUCUGUCGAAGGGUAUGGCGUGUCACCCCUCAGCUUUGCGGCCAGAAUUGCGGGCGGCGAGAGAUCAUGGCUCCUCUACAAAGUGGCCGAUCGUAGGACCGAUCAACUCACGUCUCUCAUUGUCAAAGGGGUGCCGCCAGAAGUCAUGUACGACUUUGAAGAGCUGCUGGUCCACGGUCUCAGCGUCAUCCAGACCAGACAAAUGUUGAAGCGCAGUAUGAGCACGAUGCUUGCGCAUGCCUCAAGUGUGGAUGAAGAAUUGCCCAGAGCGAAUAUUCUGGAUCUGGUGAGCAACCCGACGACACUCCACCGAUCCGUCUCCGCCGUGAGGUUCACCUCUGGAAACGUCCAAUAUGCGCGCGAAAACGUCCAUUUUAUCCAGAUGCUUCACUACAAGUCGAUUGAGCUGAGCCGCAUCCUGGACGAAGUCGUCCUACCGCAGAGCACGUUUGAAGAGAGCCGCAAGGCGGAAAUCGUCAUCACGUAUGGAAAGCAGGACCGGAAGUCGCAAAACGCACCCGCAGACACUUUCGUUCGCUCCAUCCUGCACUGUGAGUUCUCCUCUGGUUCCCCGACGGCCGGUGACGGUGCUAACCCGGCUGCCGCCCAGAUGUGGAAGGAGAUGGAAGCCAUUCGAAUGGACCUCUUUGUCAUUGACUUGCAGAAUCAGCGCGACGACGAAAAGGUGCUUGUGAAGCUGCAAGCGCAGGACGUCCAUACGGAGCGGAUGCUCAUAUGCGACGCUGACAUUUUCAUAUUUCAGAAUGUCAAAACUCGCCGCCUCCGCCUCGUCGUGAAGAGCAAGAAUGGCUACACUGUCGCAGUGGCAGAAGACUUUUUCCAGACUCUGGCCUUCAGGGGUCGUCCUGAUUACAACGCACCGUCGUUCGAGGUCUACAUGGACGCGUCGGGCAAGAGAGUCGUCAAGCGGUGCCCCAGGGGGUUUACCCACCUCGUCUUUUCGGACCACAGGAUUGAGCAGGUCUUCGACAUGGGUCUCGCGGCGAUUGUUGGGCCAAAGCAUGUCAUGGUUGGAUCGCAACCCAUGGAGGGCGUAGUAACCCAGGGUUAG
Drechmeria coniospora is the source of this 1941-nucleotide messenger RNA. RefSeq lists its product as uncharacterized. Lineage: Eukaryota; Fungi; Ascomycota; Sordariomycetes; Hypocreales; Ophiocordycipitaceae. The transcript is spliced from 9 exons. The coding region runs from base 1 to 1941 and encodes 646 amino acids. The record is from RefSeq and is a predicted model, not a curated record.